ACACCUGCUGCAGCCUCAGACAUACAGCAACGCACAUGAAUGCGUCCAACAGACUUCAUAUGACCGCGUUUUCAGGGAUUAACACGUGAUUAUAACAGCCAGGCUUCAAUAAACGCUGGAUUGUGUGUUACUGUUAUUUCUCACUUAUUUCAUCUCAGACUGACAGAUGGCGUGAAACAGAUGGGUGGAAAAUAGGACACGAAACACCAACAAGACAAACACGAGCUCUACUUCAGUGUAUCAUUGAUAUAAACACUGAGGAAUUAUGGUGGAUAACAGACACGCAACGGCUCUGGUCAUUGCCGGUGUUUUAAGUGCGCUAGCGUCCGUGUAUCUGUCGGUGUCGGUGGGUUCGCCGCACUGGUACCGGUACACGAGCCCUCCUGUGCGCGCGGAGCCCAACGCCACGGAGCUGCGCGCGCUGCAGGGCGAGUUUCUGGAUGGAGAAUUUGAUGAGAAAACGGUGAGCGACGCGAUGUUCCGCAUGAACGGAACGCUCGGACUAUGGUGGAGAUGCAUUCAUACUCCGACUGAUGCGCACUGGUACAGAGAUCCAGAUCCAAAGAUGGUUCUGGAGUGUGCAAGUUUUACUCUCUCACAACAAUUCACCCCAAAAUACAAAGAACCGGGAAAUCACAACAGUGGAGAAGACACAAUACGAACUUAUCUUUGGAGGUGUCAGUUUUUGCUGCCGCUGGUCUCUUUGGGUCUGGUGGUUCUGGGCGGUCUGUUGGGUUUCUGUGCCUGUCUGUGUGGCAGCCUCACUCCUGUGCUCUUCAUCGGUUUGUUGCACCUGCUGGCAGGCCUGUGUUCUUUAGCUACCGUGUGUUGUUUUCUGGCUGGAGUAGAUCUGCUGCACCGCGUUUCUGUGUUUCCCGAUAACGUGGAUGGAACUCUGGGCUGGUCGCUGUAUCUGGCGCUCAUCGCGUCUCCUCUGCACAUGAUGGCAGCUGCACUGCUGGUGUGGGCCGCUCGCAGCCACGGUCAAACCUACUAUCGCAUGACUGCAUACAGAGUAGCAUAAUAGAUCAGACAUGUGAUCGAUCUCAGAAGAUAUCUGUAUGGAUUGUGAUCUUGAUCCUGAUGUUUUUAUUCUAAUCUGUUUUGGAUUCUUCAACUUUUGAUGAAAGGAUAUCAGGAUAAAAUGAGCUGUCAGAUCAUAGAAAGACUGUGUGUAUGUGUAUGUGUGCGUGCGUGCGUGUGUGUGUGUGUGUGUGUGUGUGUGUUGAGCUAAUGUAUAGCACUCUCAGUCAGUGUGUUAUCUAAAGAGAUCAGGUUUGAGGCAGGGUCCAUCAUUAACUAUUAUUGAGGAUGGUUGGGGAACAUCACAUGUUAGGGUUAUCUCUUUUAGAUAUUUUUUGAAUUACUGACAAACAGGACAAAAUUCUUGUUAAGAAUGUGAUUUAUGAGUGUGCCAGUGUUAAACAUCUAUUUGAUUUGAAAAUCUGUUUAAUGUUUUACUCUUUAUUGGUUGUUGGUAAGUAUUGAUGCUUGACCCUGAAUCAGUUUUACGGUGAUCUCUGAAAAUCUGCAUGUGGUCUCGCCCAUAAAUUUAUUUAAAAACAAGAAAUAAUUCUUGAAUCUUGACUAACACAAAAUUGAAUAUUAAUCAGAAUGUUCAGACUGCUUGUGUUUGCUUUAUGUGCUUGAGCACUUUUUUUUAUCAGAAGAGUUUUCAUGUCUCCUGUGGGUCAACAUAAAACUUAAAAUUAUUUUCCUUUUGAGUGUUUUAAAGUAAAGUGAUAUUUUAUCGAUGAUUCAUAGUUUGUGUAUUGUAAUGCUCUUUAUAACUUUGUACAAAAUUUAACUUAUUUAUUAUAAGUAUACUUCUGUUAUUUAUUGUCAUUUGUAUUUAGUCACUCUAAAAAUGGCUGAGUUAAAUUUUGACCCAUAAUGAGUAAAUAUUGGAAACAACACACCGCUGGGUUAAAUUGACCCGACACUAAGUUGUUUUAUGGGUCAUUUUUAACCCAGCAUGUGUUCUGUCCAAUGUUAUAGAUUAUAGCUCAAAAAUAACCCAGACAUUUUUAGAGUGAUGAUUGAUAUAUUAGCUUUACAUUUAUCCUCAUAAGUUUACACACCUUGCAGAAUAUUAAUAAUUGAAAAGAAUAAAGUGAGCUCAUAGAAAUUGCAGUUUGCUUUUUAUUUAGUAGACUACAAAUUAUCAAAUCAAUUUAUUUCAAUGUAUUUUUUACACAACACAACCUUACAUAUAGGCCAGAAAAAUAAAAAAGUUUAAUUACAAUAAUAGACUUAUAAACUACACUAAUAAAAUAACCCAAAUCAAAAUCCUUUUUCUUCAUAUUCAACCCCUUUUUCAACAGUGAAAAUAUGUAAGGAUUUAUAUUUUCACAUUGUGUACGACUGAGACUCAACAAUUACAAAGAUACAAUCAGUCACUGUUGCUCAAGAAGACAACCCGACACA
This is a messenger RNA of Paramisgurnus dabryanus, 2427 nucleotides long. NCBI's taxonomy places the organism in Eukaryota, Metazoa, Chordata, Actinopteri, Cypriniformes, Cobitidae. The record is from RefSeq and is a predicted model, not a curated record.